AUCAUGCUGGAAUCAAGGUCCAGAAUGCCACCAAUCUAGUAGCUACACAGGCUCGAUCACCUAACCAUCUCAGCGUUUUCUCAAUAAUGGGCAUCACCAUCGGCUGCUUGGCCUUCGUGUUCGCAGUCUUCCGGUGUGUCUGGCGGCCUAGAGCAGUAAGUUCGAUCGCUGACAUCAAAGACGAGGAGGACUCUGAGGAGGACAUGGACGAACUGGAAGAGGAGGAAUUCCUGAGGACGCUGCCAGGACUGCCGCCGAGGUUCACCUUUACGACGCUUCGCGACGCCACAAAUGGAUUCAGCCAGAAGCUCCCACGGGCGGGUUCGGCACCGUCUUCCGCGGCACGUUGCCCGACGGCACGCGGAUGGCCGUGAAGAAGCUCGAAACGCAAUGGCAAGGAAGCCGCCAGUUCCGGGCGGAGGUCGCCACGUAAACCUGGUCCGCCUCCGCGGCAUCCGCGCCGACAGCUGGCGCCGGCUCCUCGGCUACGAACUCCUACCCAACGGCUCGCUCGACAGAUGGCUCUUCGAGCCCAGGCCGUCGACCUCGGCCACUAAGCACAUGACCAGCCGAGCACCGGUUUGCCAAAUUGGAGACAGAGACACUUCGUCGCCGUCGGCACGGCUCGUGGGUUGGCUCACCUCCAAGCGGGUUGCGCAAGCCGAUGAUGCAUCUCGAUAUCAAGCCUCAGAACAUCCUCCGAGACGAUCGAUUCGUGGCCAAACAUUCCGAUUUCGGCAUGUCCCGGCUGCUCGGGGAAGGCGAGACGACGCAGGUCGUGACGGCGGUUCGCGGCACGCCAGGAUACCUCGCGCCGGAAUGGAUCCGCUACUCGAUGGCGACCAAGAAGUGCGACGUGUACAGCUACGGGAUGGUGUUGCUGGAACUGGUGUCCGGCCGCUGGAACUUUGUGCCGGAAGCCGAGGACCCGCGGCACUGCUAUUUCCCGGCAUGGGCAAUGCUGAAGGCGAUGGAGGGGCAGUUCAACGAGGUGGUGGACGCGAGGCUGAAGUUGACGGAAACGGAGAUGGAGGAGGCAGAGCGGAUGACAAAGGUAGCAUUCUGGUGCAUCCAGGAACAGCCGAACAGAAGGCCGUGCAUGGUGACGGUGGUGAAAAUGCUGGAGGGGGAGGCGGAAGUCGAAGCGCCGCCGCUGUGGCUGGUGGAGUCUGAGAGGGCGCCGCGGUUCCUGGAAGCCUAUGGGUACGACCAAGUCGCGGGUUCGAUGGAGGACGUACCCGUCUCGUUCUGUACGCGAUGUGGCUCGGAAGUUUCCGGACCCAGAUAUACAUCAAGAUGGCAUUCGGGGAAGCAUAGAAUAUCGUAAAGAAGAGAUGAAAGCGGAGACCAAUGAAACCAUGGAAUGGUUAUUACAAGAAAUUGUGAAAGCUGCUGUCAGAGCUGCACUAUCUGCUGCAGCAAUGAAAGCUAAACUCUUUUCAGAUCAUGAAGAACAUUAUAGUCAAUGAGUGCCAAUAUUGUCAACCAUCAGGUUCAUUGCUGCCCAUGAUUCGUUAAAAUGAUUUACAUAUUGCUUUGUACG
Messenger RNA from Nymphaea colorata (pocket water lily), 1543 nucleotides. RefSeq names its product G-type lectin S-receptor-like serine/threonine-protein kinase At1g34300. The coding region runs from base 665 to 1327 and encodes 220 amino acids. The record is from RefSeq and is a predicted model, not a curated record. The transcript is spliced from 3 exons. Gene Ontology annotation, molecular function: protein kinase activity; ATP binding. NCBI's taxonomy places the organism in Eukaryota, Viridiplantae, Streptophyta, Magnoliopsida, Nymphaeales, Nymphaeaceae. Gene Ontology annotation, biological process: protein phosphorylation.